AUGGCAGCGGGAAAGUUUGAUAAUAGGAUUGACGAAGGCCUACUGAAAUGCCAUGUUUGUUUGGAACGUUAUAAGAACCCAAAGAUGUUACCAUGUCACCAUUCGUUCUGUGAGCUGUGUUUAGUGAAGUUAAAGGGACUGUGUGGUGUGAUUAAAUGUCCCAACUGCGGGAAACAUCAUUCUGUGAGUGACAUUCAACAAUUCCCGCCGAGUAUGAUUAUACAGUCUGCCUUAGACGUGAUAGAAGAACAAGAAAUGCAGCGAGAUGUUGGACCAUGCCAUGGUUGUCAAGAAAAUCUAUCAAUAAACAGGUGUGUAGAUUGUGCUAUGAAUUGCUGUACAUUGUGCGCUGAAGCUCACAUUAAAUCCUCAGUUAGUCGAAAUCAUCGAAUUGUGACUCUUAAGAUAUUUAACGAGGACAAAUUACGAGACAAAUCAAAAGCUAACAGAGAAAGAUUGAUCGACAUUUUCCCCAAUAAAUGUCAUUUGUGCGUAGGAUUGGGUCAACGUGACGCAGAUCGUGGUGCAUACGACAUGCAGGAGGUCUCGGAUACAUUUUGUGAGAUGGCAACUUAUCACAUCGAACGUUUGGAAGCAAAACGAAACGAAGCAAAACAAAGCAAAGAAAGCGCCACAAAACAAUCCGAAGAAAUAGCUAAACAAUACUUGGAACGAAAACAGCAGAUAAAGAAACAUUCACAAGAAACAAUUGCGAAAUUGAGCAAAAUAAUAAAACAAGAAGAAACUAGUCACUUGAGAAAAUUAGAAAACGAUUAUAAUAAAAUGAAUAACGAGAUCAAGAGGAAAAUGCACCAGAUUCAAACAACUGAGGAACUACUGACAAGUACAAUCAUAUUAUUAAAUAAUUUAUUACAAUAUAGCAGUGCUACACAGCCGGUGAAAACUGGUAAAGAAACAACAAAUCAACUGGAAACUAUGACGUCACUUGAAACAACGUGGAAUAACUAUAACGCACUUCCGACGUUUUAUGCUGGUGACGUCACAUUGCAAGGAAUGCUGGGAGCAUUUCACAAUAUAGAGGUAGAUUCACUCCGCCAAACACGAGGGCCAUCAAAUCGAUUAGCCGCACCAAUGGUAUUAGAGAGAACUAUAGGGGAACGAGGCACGAAACCAGGAAAGUUUGAUCUACCACUUGGAAUGAGCAUCGAUCAAAGUAAUGACAUUGUAGUGGCUGAUAAUAUGAAUGAGAGAGUUCAGAUUAUAGAUAUAUAUGGAAGACCAAAGUCACAGAUAAAUUUCACUGGAUAUAGCAAACCCGUCCGACCCAUAGAUGUAGCAAUAUCGGCAGACAAUAAAUACUUCAUUACAGAUGGGACUUGGGGAUUCAGUGUAGGUAACAACCAGGUGAUUGUAUGCAAUCAAUAUGGAAAGGUUAUAAAGUGCUUUGGCAGGAAAGAAUUACAUAAUCCAUAUGGAAUAGCUAUCAACCAUAACAAUGGUAUUGUAUAUGUGGUUGAUAGCAGUGCGCACUGUAUACGAUUAUAUAAAAUGUCAGAUUACGAAUAUAUUAGGUCAGUUGGUGAAGAAGGUGAAGGGUCGUGUCAGUUUGAAGACCCACAGUUCAUUGCUAUUAAUAGUAAGGGAUGUAUAAUUGUCUCAGAUGCAGGGAACAGUCGUAUCCAGGUUCUCACAUCUGAUGGUGUAUUUAUGUUUGCAUUCGGGGGAUAUCCAAAUGAAAUGAUUGAUUGGCCCUGGGGUAUAACGACAGAUGAGAGCGAUAAUAUUUAUAUAUGUGAGUACAAUUAUAAUAGAUUGCAGAAAUUCAAUAGUGAAGGGAAAUUCGUAACCAACAUUGCUAGUGGUGGUCAUGUCUUGGAUCGCCCCAGGGCUGUAGCAAUUACAAUGGAUGGAAAGGUAAUCGUGACUGAUGAUUCGCAUAGUGUUAAAGUGUUUUCAUAA
Messenger RNA from Saccoglossus kowalevskii, 1920 nucleotides. RefSeq names its product E3 ubiquitin-protein ligase TRIM32-like. NCBI's taxonomy places the organism in Eukaryota, Metazoa, Hemichordata, Enteropneusta, Harrimaniidae. Gene Ontology annotation, biological process: proteasome-mediated ubiquitin-dependent protein catabolic process; protein polyubiquitination. The record is from RefSeq and is a predicted model, not a curated record. Gene Ontology annotation, molecular function: zinc ion binding; ubiquitin protein ligase activity; protein binding.